Knipowitschia caucasica is the source of this 1146-nucleotide messenger RNA. Lineage: Eukaryota; Metazoa; Chordata; Actinopteri; Gobiiformes; Gobiidae. The record is from the annotation of a GenBank genome assembly.
AUGGCAGCAGCUCCUGCUCCAGUCUCUGCUCCAGUUCUCAGCCAAAAGCAACGUCGGUCUGCAUUGAGAAAGGAAAGAAGAAAGCGAAAACGUCAAGCUUUGGCUCAGUCCAAAGAAAAUGGUGUAAAUGAUGAAGACAAUGAAGAGGUUGAUGAAGCUGUAGAUGACAACGAGGAAGAGGACAUUGAGGAAGUGCAAAGACAGCGUCUCCACGAGCAGUGGUUGGAGAGGGAGCGUCUGGCUCAAGAGGAAUUCAAGCUGAAGAUGGAGAGAGAGGAGGCUGCGCAGAGACGAAGGGAAGAGGAAGAGCGACUGAUCAAAGAGGAAUGGGAGGCGCGCCAGAGGAAAGAGCAGGAGGAGCAGGAGCAGAAGAAGCAGGAGAGGAGAGACAGAGAGGAGGCUGUUCAGAAAAGGUUGGACGAAGCAGAGAGUCAGUUAGAAAAAGGAGCGACCUGGAUGAAUCCUGAAGCUCCGAAUGAAGGCUCAAAAAACUAUGGCACCGAGCGAGACGUGGCCAACUGUCCCUUUUUCCUCAAGACGGGAGCUUGUCGAUUUGGAGACCGAUGUUCCCGUAAGCACGUCAUCCCCAGCAGCAGCACAACGCUCUUGAUCCGCUCCAUGUUCUUCACCUUCGGAAUGGAGCAGUCAGAACGCGACGACUUCGACAUGGACUCGAGUCUGGAGCACAGCGAGGAGGAGCUGCAGGAGCAUUUCAUCGACUUUUACCACGACGUCCUCCCGGAGUUCAGGAGCAUCGGGAGAGUGGUGCAGUUCAAGGUUAGCUGCAAUUACGAGUCACACUUGAGAGGAAAUGUCUAUGUCCAAUUCGAAACGGAGGAACAGUGUCAAGCGGCUUGGAUAAAGUUCAAUGGGCGCUGGUAUGCAGGACGGCAGCUCCAGUGUGAGCUGUGUCCUGUCACUCGCUGGAAGAAUGCCAUCUGUGGUUUGUUUGACAGACGGAAGUGUCCCAAGGGGAAGAAUUGCAACUUUCUACACGUUUUCCGCAAUCCGGGCAACGAGUUUUGGGAGGCGGACCGGGACAUUUCGCCCGAUAGGACAAACCGAGGAGGCGGAUGGCAUUCCGAGAGACGCAGCGACCGAUCAUGGAGACAGCAAAGUCCGUCCCGGUCCGAGAGGUCCAUUUGA